This is a messenger RNA of Menidia menidia (Atlantic silverside), 1389 nucleotides long. The record is from the annotation of a GenBank genome assembly. NCBI's taxonomy places the organism in Eukaryota, Metazoa, Chordata, Actinopteri, Atheriniformes, Atherinopsidae.
AUGACAGUCACCAGCACAGGUCUGAGCUCCACAACUCAGGCCCAGAAAAAGCAGGUCAAGAGACGUCACAGACGCAAAAGGAGCAGCUGCACCACCUUUGACUGCGUAGAAUCUAAUGGCAAACAGGAACAGAGCGACCGCAGUCUCAGCUCUGACCGCAGUGAGCUUGGGGAGAAGAGGGAGCGCUCCUUCAGGAACCGCAGGGAGCUCCCUCCCCGACUCCGCCACUCAGGUGCCCCGCAGUCUGAGUCGUCCACUGAAGACGAGGCAUGGCGUGAGGCCCGCAGCUGGAGCAAGGAGAAAGCUCGAAGGGCACGUCGCCGCAGCGUGAGCAGCCGAGAGAGGGACACAACGAAUGGGUGCAAAGGAGAAGACAAGGCAGAGAAAAUGGAACUGCAGUCAGUGGACUCAGAUGAAGGAAAAGAGAAUCAGCCUCUGGUGGAAGACGGUGGAGGCCUUAAGAAGCGUCAUAACAAUAGGAGCUCAGUGAAGAGAGACAGUGAUUUUUCACACAGAGAAAGAUCACGGAGCAGAGAAAAGGACAAGAAGAAAUGUAAGUCACAGAGCCCUAAAGGCAGCUCUUCAUUGGCAGAAGAUGGUGAGGAGCUCAUCACCAAGAAAUACCAGGAGAAGGGCUCAGGAGGUGGGGACAUGUCGGUGCCCACGGCACAGAAACACUGCAGUAUGAACGGGGGCACAGCACAGCCCUGCUCAGAUGAUUCUGAGAUGGAGGUCUGCAGGAUCUGCCACUGUGAGGGGGAUGAUGAGUGCCCACUGAUAAUGCCAUGUCGCUGCACGGGGAGCCUGAGUUUUGUCCACCAGACAUGUCUUAACCAGUGGAUCAAAUCCUCAGACACUCGCUGCUGUGAGCUCUGCAAAUUUGACUUCAUCAUGGAGACGAAACUCAAACCUCUGAACAAGUGGGAGAAGCUACACAUGUCCAAGAGUGAGAGGAGAAAGAUCUUCUGUUCAGUGUUGUUUCACCUCAUAGCAAUAGUGUGUAUGUUGUGGUCUGUCCUCAUACUGAUCAAGAGAACCGUUGAGGAGAUCAGACUUGGGAAGAACGGUGUGCUGGAGUGGCCCUUCUGGACCAAGCUCAUUGUGGUGGCCAUAGGCUUCACGGGGGGUCUCAUCUUCAUGUACAUCCAGUGUAAAGUCUACCUGCAGCUGUGGCGCCGCCUUAAGGCUUUCAACCGCAUCAUCACCGUCCAAAACUGCCCAGAGAAAAACCUGCACACCCCACAGGCCUGCCCGAGCGCCCUCACCAACGGCAAGCACGAAACUGUGGAGGUCCCCGACACCCCGGCCCCCGCACCGGCCCCACAGGCUCAGGUAGACUCAGAUAUGUCUGUGGAGGCUGCAGUGGCUCCAGAGCAAAACCCCGUCUGA